AUGUCAACACAAACCCCAGAUAUUCAAUCUAUCCUAGCGGCGCUGGCUUCACAACGCCAAGCGCCUCAAGCAGGAGGCCAGGCUCCCGGACAACCAUACCCCUCAUCCGACCAGCAAGCAGGAUAUCACGCGCCCUCUGCGCCUGCGUCGUAUGGCGCCCCUCCAGGUUACGCGAUCCCCCAGCCAGCCGCGUCUGGUAGCAUGGAUCUUAGCGCUAUUCGCCCUGUGAAUUCUGGGACCGUAAGCAUCGCAGACGCGAUCGCCAAGGCCAAGUCUUAUGCUGCUGAAGCUGGUGUUGCCUCGUAUGACCGCCCAGCUGGUUAUUCGUCUCACAACGGACGAGGAGAUGGACGUGAUAGCCGUGACUAUCGCCGUCGUAGCCGCUCGAAGUCGCCUGCUGCCCGCCGUGAAAACUAUCGUGAAAACUAUAACCCUUACAGGGAUGAGCGCCGGGAGGAGCGCUCGCGUGACUAUGCCCAACCAAGCAACCGGUUUUCUCCAGAUGAUAGAAACCGUGGUGGCGCGCACCGUAACUCUAACGGAAGAGAUCGACCAUCGUCGCCGUCGAGGGGCUCUGGUGGUAUGGGGGCCGCUGGCGGAGACGACAACUCAGAAACUAUUCAUAUUGAAGGCAACCUAGUUGGCCUGAUUAUUGGCAGACAGGGUGAGAACCUUCGGCGUAUUGAGAGCGAGACCGGUUGUCGUGUGCAAUUUCUUGGCACCGCGGAUAACUCGCCAAUGCGACAGUGCAAGAUAACCGGGCCUCGUGCUCGCCGUGCAGACGUGAAAGAAGCCAUCGAUCGUAUUAUCCGUGAUACCGGCGUUGGUCCUGCCAGCCGAGGAGGGCCCGCGGCGGAUCGAGGGGCACCCGCACCCGUCAAGGACCAGCGUGGGGGAGCGGCCGCCCUCCGAGAGGGCGAGGACCACAUGCAGAUCAUGGUCCCUGACCCUACGGUGGGUCUAAUCAUCGGUCGCGGUGGGGAAACGAUCCGCGAUCUUCAAGAAAGGUCAGGUUGCCACAUUAACAUUGUCGGCGAAUCCAAGAGUAUCAAUGGCUUGCGACCAGUAAAUUUGAUUGGAUCGCUCGAGGCUGCCCAGAAAGCGAAGGACCUGAUUAUGGAAAUUGUGGAUAGCGACAGCCGCGGCGAGGGCGGUGCCACCGCAGCGGCGCCGCAUCCCCCAAAGAGAAAUUUCGGAGGACAGGGCGACUCUCACUCGUACGGCCACGAGAGCAGGUCCGGUCCUCCUCACCGUGGUGGUGACGGCGGUGGUAGCGGAGGCCCCAGCGGCGACAAGUCGCAGGAAAUCAUUCGGGUUCCAUCGGAUGCUGUCGGUAUGAUUAUCGGCAAGCGAGGUGACACCAUCCGCGAGAUCCAGAACGUGACGGGCUGUAAAAUCAAUGUAUCCCAAUCCUCGGGCGAGGGUGAGAGUGAGCGAGAGAUCACCCUCAUUGGUGCCCCAGACAGCAUAAGCCGCGCUAAGCGAGCUAUCGAUGAGAAGAUUGAUGCAGUGCGUAUGAAGGGCUCUGGUCCCAGUGGCGGUGGAGGUGGUGGCCGAGGUGGUGGUCGCGGAGGAGGCGGUGGUGGUGGUGGUGACCACGGAGGAUACAACAGCCAUCAUUCUGGUGGUCCCAUGUCCAACUCUGCCCCUCAAUCUAACCCACCCCAGCCCCAGGCUGCGGCCGACGGCUCGGAUCCGUAUGCUCAGUCAACUAUUCUAGAUGGCGGGUAUCAGAAUUAUCUUACCAUGUGGUAUGCGCAGUGGCUCGGGUCUGCCGGAGCCAACGCCCAAGCACCCGGAGACGCCAGCCAACCACGGUCUGGGACCCAGUAG
This is a messenger RNA of Parascedosporium putredinis, 1833 nucleotides long. The record is from the annotation of a GenBank genome assembly. Lineage: Eukaryota; Fungi; Ascomycota; Sordariomycetes; Microascales; Microascaceae.